Molecule: messenger RNA, 4938 nt
Organism: Fonsecaea monophora
Lineage: Eukaryota; Fungi; Ascomycota; Eurotiomycetes; Chaetothyriales; Herpotrichiellaceae
Exons: 2
Coding region: 1-4938 (1645 amino acids)
Biological process (GO): cytoskeleton-dependent intracellular transport; microtubule-based movement
Cellular component (GO): kinesin complex; microtubule
Molecular function (GO): microtubule motor activity; ATP binding; ATP hydrolysis activity
Source: RefSeq, a predicted model, not a curated record
AUGGCGCCCACGGGCGGUGGUGGAGGAGGAGGAGGCGGAGGAACAGGCGGCCUGGGUGGAGGGGGAAACAUCAAGGUCGUGAUGCAAGAUUCCCAGACCGUUCUGCAACCUCCUCCAGAUGCAGAAGACCGUCUUCGAAAAGGUGGAAAGGAUGGCGCAAGUGCGCAACGGACCUUCAAGUUCGACAAGUCCUACUGGUCUUUCAAUAAGGCAGAUCCAAACUAUGCUGGUCAAGACAAUCUCUUCAACGACCUGGGCGUCCCCUUACUCGACAACGCCUUUCAGGGCUAUAACAACUGCAUUUUUGCAUAUGGGCAGACGGGCUCCGGAAAGUCAUACAGCAUGAUGGGUUAUGGCGAUGAGGCUGGCGUUAUCCCCCGAAUUUGUAGAGAAAUGUUCGAGCGCAUCAAUGGGUUGCAGUCUGAUCCACACCUGACUUGCACUGUCGAGGUCUCCUAUCUGGAAAUUUACAACGAACGGGUCAGAGAUCUUUUGAAUCCGGCUACCAAGGGCAAUCUACGAGUCAGGGAACAUCCUUCUACAGGACCUUAUGUGGAGGAUCUGGCCAAGUUGGCCGUCCGCUCCUUCAGCGAGAUCGAGAACCUCAUGGAUGAAGGUAACAAAGCACGGACAGUGGCGGCCACAAACAUGAACGAAACUUCCAGUCGCUCUCACGCGGUCUUCACCCUCACCCUCACCCAGAAGCGCCAUGAUGCGGAAACGAGUAUGGACACUGAGAAGGUCGCAAAGAUCAGCUUGGUCGACUUGGCUGGUUCCGAACGUGCAACCUCAACUGGUGCCACCGGUGCCCGUCUCAAGGAGGGAGCAGAGAUCAAUAGGUCACUCUCUACCCUUGGUCGGGUCAUUGCGGCACUGGCAGACCUUUCCUCGGGCAAAAAGAGCUUGAAAGUGCCGUAUCGAGAUUCGGUGCUGACCUGGCUCCUGAAAGAUUCACUUGGUGGUAACAGCAUGACUGCGAUGAUUGCUGCGAUCUCACCGGCCGACAUAAAUUUUGAGGAGACACUAAGCACCCUACGAUACGCCGAUUCGGCCAAGAGAAUCAAGAACCACGCUGUGAUUAACGAGGAUCCAAACGCUCGCAUGAUCCGCGAGCUCAAAGAAGAACUUGCCAAACUCAGGAGCCAGCUUGGAGGACCUACUGCUACAGGUACCGAGGAGACCUACCCUGAAGGAACGCCACUGGAUAAACAGAUGGUCUCUAUUGUGCAGACGGACGGCUCAGUCAAGCGUGUCAGUAAAGCCGAAAUCAUGGAUCAGCUAAGUCAAAGUGAGAAGUUAUACCAAGAUCUCAAUCAGACUUGGGAAGAAAAACUCCAAAAGACCGAACAGAUUCACAAAGAGAGAGAAGCGGCGCUGGAAGAAUUGGGCAUCAGCAUUGAAAAGGGUAAUGUCGGCAUGAGCACCCCUAAGAAGAUGCCUCACUUGGUCAACCUGAGUGACGAUCCCCUGCUAGCUGAGUGCCUCGUUUACAACCUGAAGCCAGGGGUUACCACAGUCGGAAAUGUUGACUCGUCUGAAGCUUCUGAAAUCAGAUUGAAAGGGUCAAAAAUCCUUGAUCACCAUUGCAAGCUCGAGCACAUCGACAACGUGGUGACAAUCAUCCCCAAUGAGGGUGCUGCUGUCAUGGUGAAUGGAGUGCGUGUUGACAAGCCCAAGAGGCUAAAAAGUGGGAAUCGUAUCAUUCUAGGAGACUUCCACAUCUUCAGGUUUAAUAACCCGUUGGAGGCCAAAGCCGAGCGCGCCGAAAGAAGUCUACUCCGGCAAUCCGUCACCGCCAGCCAGCUGAACUCGCCGACGCCAUUCCGUCCUGGACACGAAAGGAGCUGGAGCGCUGCGGGAUCUGAAUUUGACGGUGAAUCACGAUCCCAGUCUCCCGGAUUCAGCAGUAACAGAGACUCGGACUGGUUCUUCGCUCGUCGAGAGGCUGCCGGCGCCCUUCUAGGUUCAGAUCCGAAAAUCAUGCAACUCACCGAUGAGGAACUGGACAGUCUUUUCGAGAAUAUUCAGAGAGCACGAGAAGAGCGACGUGGGCGUUCCGACAACAAACAAUUCGAACAUGAUGAAGACUCGGACGACCUGAGCUCUUUCCUUGUGCGUGACAAGUAUAUGUCGAAUGGCACCAUCGACAACUUUUCUCUCGACACUUCUCUGACACACCCUGGGACACCUUCUGUGCACGACAGCUCGCAAGACGACGGCGAACCGACCUUGACCCCCAGCCAGUUUGGACAUCAAGCUCAGCACCAGAUGCAGAAGGGUGAGGAAGAAGAGAAGCAAGGAGCUCCAGAGAACAUAUCCAAAGAUGCAGAACGGGAAUCUCAGGCGCUUCAGAUGCAGCAAGAGUUGGAGCGAGCGAAACAGGCGUUUGAAGAAGAACUUCGGAAACAAAAAGAGGAAUACGAGGCACAAAUCAAGAAAAUCGAUCAAGAUGUCAGGAUACGAGAAGCUGCUCGAACGCCAGCUGGAUUUCUGCCGCUCGAGGCUUCUGAGAUUGCCGUUGCCCGGAACGUCGUGGAAAAAUGGCAACAAAGAAACUACAUUUUGAUAGCGGAGGCAAUAUUGCAAAAUGCCAGCCUUCUCAAGGAAGCACAGGUUAUGAGCAAAUUGCUGGAGCACGACACCAAUUUUCAGUUUGUCAUUUUGGACGUUGGUCAAGAACGGGGCUCGUCGUAUGAUCUCAUCCUCCAAGACAUCUCUGGGGACGAUGAUGAUGCUCUAGCGGAUGCGCGCAAGCCGUGUCUCGCCGUGAGGGUUAUUGACAAUCAGCUCAGCUGUAUUCACCUUUGGUCGCUGGAAAAGCUGCGACUGCGAGUGGCCAAAAUGCGUCAAAUGCGCCAGUACAAGAAUCAGCCAGAAUAUCUGCAGCAUUUCCGUUUGGACAACCCCUUCCGUGACUCUGAUCAACCCUUGUUUUCGCUGAUUGGUGACGGGAGCAUUCCUCUAACCGCUGUGUUUGAGACUCGGGUACAAGAUUUUGUGGUCGAAAUAUCCUCGCCGUCGACAAGACAGAUUGUUGGCAAGGUCAGGAUGUCCCUGGAGCCAUCGCUGGCAGAGUCUCCGCCCUCCACAAUCAAGUUCAACAUUGUUAUGCGUGAUUUCGUUGGCUUCGCCGAACACGAGGGGACGCAGGUGCAUGCUCAGAUGACGGUGCUAGGGACCGAUGAUGAGAGUGUGGCGACUACCCAGCCCAUCCACGGGUUUGGUGACGGCCCAGUACGCUUUGAGAGCAUUCACAACUUGAGCAUUCGUCGGUCCGGGGAGAAAUCUGCCACUCUGAAGAUCGCCAUUUUUGCCCAAGUCAGCUCGACGCAUCUCGACAAGCUGAUCAGCUGGGAUGAGCUUCGUGAAAUGAAUGAACACCCUCCGGAUCAGCAACCAUCUCAUCGCUUGCCCGAGUCUGAAUACUCGAUGGAAGAACGGCAUGAUGUCUUUGCAAAGGUCCAGAUUCUAGAGCUCGCAGAAAACGGCCUGUACAUGCCCGUGGAAGUCAUACACAACAGCCCGAAUGAUAUCGGGGCAUUCCAGUUGCACCAGGGACUUCAACGUCGGAUCUCCAUCAAUCUGACUCAUGUCCUGACCGAAGGUCUGCCAUGGGACGACCUGAAGUCUUUGCGGGUUGGGGAAGUUCAUCAACUAGACUCAUCCGGCCGCAUUACCGACAUUGCGUCCGUCACCCCAGAUAUCCCGCUCAAACAAAUCCAAGAACCUAUGAUCAAAGACAACGCCGAUGGGACGUCCAACAUAACGAUUGUAGGACAAUGGGACAGCUCAUUACACAAAACCCUCCUCCUUGACCGGGCCACCAGCGAGAAUUGUCGAGUUCAGAUAUCGUUGCGGUGGGACGUUGUCUCCAGUCGCCUGGGACACGAUCAUUCUAUGAAAUUCUCCAUCGACCAACAGGUGCAGAUCUUGCCGCGAUCCUACGUUCGUCCACAAUCUAUGUUCAAAUCAUUUUGGAACCAGACUCGAAUAACACACGCCACAGACGGAGUGUUCUCGAUUGUUGUGUUGCCAAUCAGCGCAAAGAGAGCAGCCGAUCUAUGGCGUCUGGAUACUUCAAAGAAUUACAUCAAUGGAGAAGAACUUCUCGGGAAUUGGCAGCCACGAGGAAUUUCGUUGGUCAAAGACUACUUGAUAGCCCGGAGAAAAAGGCGUCAAUUAGAGGACAUUGAAUCCGCCAAAGCCGCAUUGGGAUUGCGCAGACUUAGUAUAACCGCACAAAGAGGUCGGUCUCGCACAGUAUCGCCUUCUGUGAUAGAUUCCCGAGAAGAAGAACUUCUACGCAAAUACCUCGCCAUCUGGAUGAAGCCGAGUGCCGACAUGAAGAACCCCAUCUUCGACAACGGCGACGAGAGCACGUGUCCCCGACCGUCGCCAACACCGACGACUGAGACAUCGCGAACAUCGUCGACCCGCUACCGAGCCACCGUCACUCAUGUGCCCAAGAACACAGCAUCUCUCAAGUCCGGCUACCUUCUCAUGCCUUCGGAAUCUUACGAGACCUCCCCUUCCGGCAACCACGCCAGCGUCAUGCAGUGGAAACGACGGUUUGUCGACCUGCGCCCCCCGUAUCUUUACAUCCAGUCCGUUCCUGACGGCGAGGGGAUCAACGCGGUAAAUCUCACCCACGCACGGAUCGAUCACGACCCAGACUUCAAGCGCUUACUUGGCGGCGGAUCAACCAUUUCACACGACGGUGCCGAAUUUUCUUCAACAGAGCAGCAGCACCAGCGGGGUCACAGAAGAGCCGGGAGCAAUGCCGAACUCCACGGCCUAGCUCACGUGUUCGCCGUGUAUGGCGAGCAGAAUACCUUCUUGUUCGCAGCGCGAAACGAGAGUCAAAAGCUCGAAUGGAUCCUGAAGAUUGAUCAGAGUUACUUUGCCAAUGACGAGGAGCAAGAUCAGGUCGAGGUGUGA